AUGGCUGCCAAAAAGAGAAGUGAAAAUUUCUCUACUGAUGAUGUUUUGUUCAUUAUAAGUAAGGUUGAAGAGAAUAUAGAUGUUAUUCAGUCGAAACAAACUAAUCAAAUAACAAAUGCCAAGAAGGCAGGUGUGUGGAAAAGCAUCACAGAUGCUGUUAAUGCCCGGGGUGGUGUAAAUAGGACCGUUGAACAGGUCAAAGAGAAAUACCGUAAGGCCUGUUCAAAAGCAAAGGGGGAUAACGUAACCCAGAAGAUUCAUCGGAGAAAGACUGGUGGAGGGCCACCUCAUCCCCCUCUUGAUGCCAUUUCUCAAAAGAUAUUGGAUCUUCACGAGGACUCCCCUAAUUUCACAGGCUUUCAAGGUGGGAUUGAGGUUGGCGGAUUUAAUGUAACAGAGAAAUCAGUUCCUAAACCUGAAGAUAGUGACUGUGUUAAUGAAGGUCUUGAAUCACAGAUCUCAUGCAAUACAAGUUCAUGCAACACCUAUAAUGGAUGUGGGCUUGAGACCUUAGCAUCUAAUGGUGAGAGCCAACAAAUCAUUGAACUUCCUGAAAAUUCUUCAGGAUCACCUGUUGCAUUCAAUGUAACAAUAUCCAAUUCAGGGACAACUGUUAGAAAGUCUGAUUGUUCAGCUGAAGAGAAAAGAAAGAGGAAACCUAUUGAAACAGGCAGCUCAGAAUUACAAUUAAAGGUGUCAGAUCUUCAAAGACGUGUUCUGCUUGAGGAUUUAGAGAGAAUUAAGGAACAGAGGGAAUUGAUUAAGCUCCAGAAGACAAAAGUGGAUCUUGAAAUCAAGAAGCUUAAAAUGGACAUUGCUAAUCAUGAACCUAGCAAUAUAAAUGAACCCUAA
Messenger RNA from Saccostrea echinata, 852 nucleotides. RefSeq lists its product as uncharacterized. Bases 1 to 852 code for a protein of 283 amino acids. The transcript is spliced from 6 exons. The record is from RefSeq and is a predicted model, not a curated record. NCBI's taxonomy places the organism in Eukaryota, Metazoa, Mollusca, Bivalvia, Ostreida, Ostreidae. Gene Ontology annotation, cellular component: nucleus.